Messenger RNA from Jatropha curcas, 1263 nucleotides. NCBI's taxonomy places the organism in Eukaryota, Viridiplantae, Streptophyta, Magnoliopsida, Malpighiales, Euphorbiaceae. The record is from RefSeq and is a predicted model, not a curated record.
CAUUGUAGAAAUGAAUUCCACAGCUAAAAUUGAAUUUAGCCAAACAUUGUGGUAGGGUUUUGCAACAAAGCUGAUUCGGUUUGGGCCAAGGCUCAUUUUUCUUCCUAGAUGACACAUCUCCCCUUCCUCUUUCGUAUCUUUUUAUCGAAAGAUUGAACCCGACUCACAAGUGGCCAUCUCCUCAACCAGCGGCCAUCUCCGCAACAAUCUUUGUGGCUCGCCGAAGACAACCUCUGUUGCUUGCAAGGCUCCAAGUAGCAGUCGCAAUGCAAAAUAGAUUAUCUGGGUUUUGAUACUAUUAUCUCUUUUUGGCCAGGAACAGAGUGAAGCAAAAUCAAUAGCUAAACAUCAAAAAAUGGCAACGAGCCUCACAAACAGGGCAUUGGUUACUAAUCAAACCCUAAGCUUAUUCAGAUUUUCUUUCAACUUCUUCAAAAGCUUCAGCACUUCUUCACCUGCUGCUACUAAUGCCUCUUCCACUUCUUCGGCUUCAAAAAAACCCAAACGAAGAAAGAAGAAGAACCUGUUUGAGGUCGCUCAAUUUUUACCCAAUUGGGGAAUUGGUUACCACAUGGCUAAAUCUCAUUGGGAAAGUGUUUCUUAUGAGAUCACCAAGAUCAAUCUCUACAAGGAUGGUAGGCAUGGAAAAGCGUGGGGGAUUGCUUACAAAGACGGACUUCCAGCCGCAGAUGCUCCCAAGAAGAUAAGUGGAGUUCAUAAGCGUUGCUGGAGAUACAUUCCAAGCUUAACAAACUUGUCGGAGAGCAAGGUAACCUCAUCGAACUCUACAGAAACUGCACCAUAAGCCUGAAGUUCAGGCAAAUCGACACAUCUUCCUUUUUAGCGAGGACGGACCAAUCAAAUCCUGUGUCUUUCUUUUUCCCCGGAUUGAUCAAGAGUUGCAUUUGAUUCAAACUGAAAGUAUGUUUAGCACUCCUUUAUGAGCUUGUGUUCUGGAUGCUUGAUGCUUUUUUAGGUCACCUUCAGUAUGCACGGUCACGGUAUCGAAAGAGCAUUCUCUCUUAUUAUAUAUCUCAUUAUAUUAUAAGCGAUGCUCGUUUGUACUGAAAUUCUUAGUUUCUGAUCUUAGGCUGCAUGUUAGAUCCAUUGUCGAUAUUUUUUGGAGAAAAUGAGCAGCUUUAAUCCAUAGAUUAUAUUUUGAUUAUAUUUUGUUUUUGUAGGAACGUUAUAUCUUUUCAUUUUUCUUUUUGGAGAAGGUUAAUAAUGUUAUCUUGAUUUAUGAUAUUUCUUUUUAUAGUAGCA